Messenger RNA from Cynocephalus volans (Philippine flying lemur), 1630 nucleotides. Its product is annotated as protein NYNRIN-like. Gene Ontology annotation, molecular function: nucleic acid binding. The transcript is spliced from 2 exons. Gene Ontology annotation, biological process: DNA integration. Bases 364 to 1293 code for a protein of 309 amino acids. The record is from RefSeq and is a predicted model, not a curated record. NCBI's taxonomy places the organism in Eukaryota, Metazoa, Chordata, Mammalia, Dermoptera, Cynocephalidae.
AAAAAACAUCAACAUCUACACGGACAGCAGGUCGCCAUUAUCCACUGCCCGGGCCACCAGAGAGGAAAUAACCCUGUGGCGGCCGGGAACCGGAGGGCCGACGAGGCUGCAAAACAAGCCGCCCUGUCGGUCAGGGUGCUAGCAGAAACUAUAAAGCUUCAAGAGCCAAUCGAGCCUGCUCAAGCUAGGACCAAGCCAAGAGAGCUCACUCCUGACCAGGGAAAAGAAUUCAUUCAGCGGUUACAUCAGCUAACACACUUAGGACCAGAAAAGCUCCUUCAACUAACGAGCCGCACCAGCCUCUCCAUCCCGAAUCUCCGGUCCACCGUUCAAGAAGUCGCCAAUCGGUGUCCGGCUUGUGCCAUGACUAAUGCGACUACCACCUACCGAGAGACCGGAAAAAGACAACGGGGAGAUCGACCCGGCGUAUACUGGGAAGUAGACUUUACAGAGGUAAAGCCUGGCCGGUAUGGGAACAGGUAUCUGCUAGUAUUUGUAGAUACUUUCUCUGGAUGGGUAGAAGCUUUCCCUACCAAAACUGAAACGGCCCUGACUGUAUGUAAAAAGAUACUAGAAGAAAUCCUGCCCCGUUUCGGGAUCCCUAAGGUGAUCGGGUCAGAUAAUGGCCCAGCCUUUGUUGCUCAGGUAAGCCAGGGACUGGCCACACAACUGGGAAUAAAUUGGAAAUUACAUUGUGCGUAUAGGCCCCAGAGCUCAGGUCAAGUAGAGAGAAUGAAUAGAACCAUCAAAGAGACCUUAACUAAAUUGGCCUUAGAGACCGGUGGAAAAGACUGGGUGGCCCUCCUUCCCUUAGCGCUGUUCAGAGCCAGGAAUACCCCUGGCCAGCUUGGUCUGACUCCUUAUGAAAUCCUCCACGGGGGACCCCCCCCCAUACUUGAGUUGGGAGGAACACUGGGUCCCGAUGAUAACUUUCUUCCUGUCUUAUUUACUCACUUAAAGGCUUUAGAAGUUGUAAAAACCCAGAUCUGGGACCAGAUCAAGGAGGUAUACGAGCCAGGUGCCGUGGCCAUCCCUCAUCCGUUCCAGGUCGGAGACCAAGUGCUUGUUAGGCGCCAUCGGACCGGCAGCCUUGAGCCUCGGUGGAAAGGCCCGUAUCUGGUAUUGCUGACCACCCCGACCGCAGUAAAAGUUGAUGGCAUCGCUGCCUGGGUCCAUGCUUCCCAUCUCAAGCCUGCACCACCCCCGGCACCAAACGAGACCUGGGAGCUGGAAAGGACUGAUCAUCCUCUUAAGCUGCGUAUUCGGCGGCGGAAAAAUGAGUCCACCGGGUAAGAACCCCCACCGGCCUGUGAUCCUCACCUGGAAGGUACUGUCCCAAACUGGAGAAGUUGUCUGGACCAAACAGGCUACCCAGCCGCCUUGGACUUGGUGGCCCGAUCUUAAACCUGAUGUAUGUGCCCUGGCGGCGGGUAUUGAGACCUGGGAUAUCCCGGGAUACAUAGCAUCGGGCUCGGCCCAGAUCAGACCCCCUGAUUCAGACUAUACAAAAGCUUAUAAUCAGAUCACCUGGGGGGUCCCAGGGUGCAGCUAUCCCCGAGCUAGAAACAGGCUUGCCGCUUCCCCCUUCUACGUGUGCCCCCGGGAUGGCCGGACCCUUUCAGAAGCUAGA